Hyalella azteca is the source of this 835-nucleotide messenger RNA. RefSeq names its product CUE domain-containing protein 2. The coding region runs from base 44 to 835 and encodes 263 amino acids. NCBI's taxonomy places the organism in Eukaryota, Metazoa, Arthropoda, Malacostraca, Amphipoda, Hyalellidae. The transcript has 6 exons. Gene Ontology annotation, molecular function: ubiquitin binding. The record is from RefSeq and is a predicted model, not a curated record.
AAUCCCUGGUUCACCUGAGCAGAUAUUUUAGCUUCAGAUAGACAUGGCUGCUGACACAGAAUUUGUGUUUUCAUCUCUUAAGGAACUGGUGAUAUUAUAUGCACCUGAAGCAGACCUGAGCGGUCUUGAUGAUAUUGUGGUGAACUACGUACUUGGGGUGGUGGAAGACGAAGUGGCUGGAGAACCUGCAGACGUGGAGGGAGUGAAGCAGCUUGUCGAGGCCUAUGAGCCGAGCUUCAGUGAUGUGCCUGACCAUGAAAUAGGGGAGUGGAUCAUCAAUACGGGCAAAGCACUCAAGCAGCGACGAAAUAAAGGAGAAAAAACCCCAGGCGUGACUCUUGAUGCCAUUGUGUCCGCCUUUACAUGUGAAGCCAAGACAAAGUCGCGCAUUCCCUCCACUUCUGAAAUCAAUUCAGUUAUUGAGCGGGCAACACCAGAUGGGAAGGUACGUAAGUGCAGCUCCAGUUCAUGCAGCACGAGCAGCACCAGCGACGUGGACACGUUACUAGAGCUCUUCCCUGACGCCUGCCGCGUCGACGCUGAACGCUGCCUCCUCACCAGCGGUGGUGAUGUACAGGAAGCAAUCACACUCAUGCUCGACGCACCACCUCUCAACUCACGCAUCUCUUCUAUUGAAACGGCUGUGAGCAAGGCGACAGCGAGGAAGCUCAUGGACGACGAGGCUGUGAAGGCGUCCAUCAUCAACAAGUACGGCUUUAUUGACCACAAUGAAGACCUCAAGGAACACAAGCCUGUUCUCCCGAAAUGGCUACGAGCAUCUGUUGUCUGGUGCAGCUACGAGCAUCUGUUGCCUGGUGCAGCUCGUGAGAUGUGA